CGGCCGCCGCCAUCUUGAUGGGAGAGAAACAAUAGGACGGAAGCGCCGCGGGACGGGCUGAGGCCGCAGAGAAUGAGUUCAUGUGUCAUCUGGUUUGGGAGCCAACUGAGCGAUGAGUAGGGGUAAACAUUGACCACAUGCAGAAAGCAAGUAAUCUUGCCUAAAGCCAGUGAAUGGACCAUUACUUGUCGGCACAAGAGAGGAGAGAACUAUGACUCAAGGUGGUGUGAGGAGUCAUAGACUGCACCAAGGAGAAGACUGGAGAUGGAGAAUAACUCUUGAAAGAGGAGUAAUGGUCUUUUUAAGGAGGACUGAAAAUUCUUGCAGAGCGUCCUAGCCCGCGCAACCGAGGACCUGAGGCCAGACGGACGACAGACGGAGGACGCGCUGGCCGCUGGACCCCGCCGCCUCCCCUUUCUCCCUGCCGCCUGCGCCUGGAGGAUGAGCCCAGCCUUCAGGGCCAUGGACGUGGAGCCCCGCACUAAGGGCGUCCUGCUGGAGCCCUUUGUCCAUCAGGUUGGGGGGCACUCAUGCGUGCUCCGCUUCAACGAGACGACUCUAUGCAAGCCCCUGGUUCCGAGAGAGCACCAGUUCUACGAGACUCUCCCAGCCGAGAUGCGCAAAUUCACUCCCCAGUACAAAGGUGUGGUGUCUGUACGCUUUGAAGAAGAUGAAGACAGGAACUUAUGUUUAAUAGCAUAUCCAUUAAAAGGGGACCAUGGAACUGUGGAUAGUGUAGACAAUUCAGACUGUGAACCAAAAAGUAAGCUCCUGAGGUGGACAAACAAAAAACAUCAUGUCCUAGAAACGGAAAAGAGCCCCAAGGACUGGGUGAGGCAGCACCGGAAAGAGGAAAAGAUGAAGAGCCACAAAUUAGAAGAGGAGUUCGAGUGGUUAAAAAAAUCUGAAGUCUUGUACUACAGUGUAGAGAAAAAGGGGAAUAUCAGUUCCCAGCUUAAACACUCUAACCCAUGGAGCAUGAAAUGUCACCAGCAGCAGUUACAGAGAAUGAAGGAGAAUGCAAAGCAUCGGAACCAGUACAAAUUCAUCUUACUGGAAAACCUGACUUCCCGCUAUGAGGUGCCUUGUGUCCUGGACCUCAAGAUGGGUACCCGCCAGCAUGGUGAUGAUGCUUCAGAGGAGAAGGCAGCCAACCAGAUCCGCAAGUGCCAGCAGAGCACAUCUGCAGUCAUUGGUGUCCGUGUGUGUGGCAUGCAGGUGUACCAAGCAGGCAGCGGGCAGCUAAUGUUCAUGAACAAGUACCAUGGACGGAAGCUAUCUGUGCAGGGCUUCAAGGAGGCACUUUUCCAGUUUUUCCACAAUGGUCGGUACCUGCGACGUGAGCUCCUAGGCCCUGUGCUGAAGAAGCUGGCUGAGCUCAAAGCCGUUUUGGAGCGACAGGAGUCCUACCGCUUCUACUCAAGCUCCCUACUGGUCAUCUAUGAUGGCAAGGAAUGGCCUGAGGUGGCCCUGGACUCAGAUGCUGAGGACUUGGAGGACCUGUCAGAGGAGUCAGCUGACGAAUCUGCUGGUGCCUAUGCCUACAAGCCCAUCGGCACCAGCUCAGUGGACGUGCGCAUGAUCGACUUUGCACAUACCACCUGCAGGCUGUAUGGCGAGGACAGCGUGGUACACGAGGGCCAGGAUGCUGGCUAUAUCUUUGGGCUCCAGAGCCUGAUAGACAUUGUCACAGAGAUCAGUGAGGAAAGUGGGGAGUGAGCUUGCUGGCUGCACCAGCACCUGAGAGACUCUCUGUGUCCCAGGCACAGCUGUGCUGCGUCGGGGAGGAGGCCAGUAUGGCCAGGCCGUUGGCCCCUGCAGCCUGGAGCUGAUGUGCAGAGGCCUCUGUGAGUCCCAGCCUGAGCCAGCCCCAACCGCGUUUGGAGUCUUUUAUUUAUUUUAACUAUUUCUUCAACAUUCCACAUUUGAUGAUGCAGAUACCUCUUUCUUCCCUGAGUGUAAAUGUUCUAAUACAAAUCUUUUUGUUAAUUGUA
Messenger RNA from Nyctereutes procyonoides (raccoon dog), 1994 nucleotides. It is a transcript of the gene IP6K2, whose product is annotated as inositol hexakisphosphate kinase 2. NCBI's taxonomy places the organism in Eukaryota, Metazoa, Chordata, Mammalia, Carnivora, Canidae. The transcript is spliced from 8 exons. Gene Ontology annotation, biological process: phosphatidylinositol phosphate biosynthetic process; inositol phosphate biosynthetic process. Gene Ontology annotation, molecular function: inositol hexakisphosphate kinase activity. The record is from RefSeq and is a predicted model, not a curated record. Gene Ontology annotation, cellular component: nucleus; cytoplasm. The coding region runs from base 442 to 1719 and encodes 425 amino acids.